AUGCUCUCUUUUUCUCCUUUGGAAAAUUGUGGUGAAUACCUGAAGGCCUAUAUUCCAACAUGGAUUGUAACAGGUGCGAUCUUUGCAAUCAGUUUCAUCAUGGAGUUGACUUGCGAACCGUUUAAGCGGCAUUUCGUAUUAAGUGACCCGUCAAUAAGUUAUCCAUUUUCAUAUCAUGAAAGAUUUAAUGACACAAAUUUGUGGCUUUCUGCCGUUAUUGUUCCAUAUGUUGUAAUGAUUUGGAUAUCUUUGCUUAAGCAUUUAUUCGGAGGAGAACAAAACACCCCCAAAUACGCACACGUUAUUCAUAUUACCACGCUUGCGUUCUUUCUAGCAAUGGGCAUCAAUGGAUUUGUGACGGAGUUUUUGAAACUACGAAUUGGAAAAUUGAGACCUGAUUUUCUUGAGCGUUGUGGCCCAACCAUAGAUUCAUCUGCGGCUUUAAUUGGCAAAGUUUACAAUGAAACCAUCUGUUCCAAACCAUUGGGCGAGAUUUUAUUUAAAGAUGGUUUUAAAUCGUGUCCUUCUGGUCAUUCAUCUUUUGCUUGGUGUGGCUUUAAUUUCUUGAAUCUUUGGAUUUCCGGCCAAUUGCAUCUUCAUUCGCCGCUGGAUCAAGAUAUUGACCCUAUUGCAAAUCCUUCUCAAAAUAGCAAGUACCAUAGGUUUCAUCUUCUUCAGUUAGUAAACCUCGUACCGAUUGGAUGUGCUCUUCAAAUCAGUCUAAGCAGAUCGCAAGAUUAUAGGCAUGAUUUUAUUGACAUAUCUUUGGGCAGUUUCAUUGGUUUUGCUGUCUCUACAUUCAUUUACUGUCAGUUUUUCCGGUCGAUCUUUGGUUAUCAUUCCUCUGAAACAAAGUUUUCUGAUUAUCAAGUUAUGAAUUCUUACAAUGAUAUUCCUCUUUAG
Brettanomyces bruxellensis is the source of this 903-nucleotide messenger RNA. RefSeq lists its product as uncharacterized. Bases 1 to 903 code for a protein of 300 amino acids. The transcript has a single exon. NCBI's taxonomy places the organism in Eukaryota, Fungi, Ascomycota, Pichiomycetes, Pichiales, Pichiaceae. The record is from RefSeq and is a predicted model, not a curated record. Gene Ontology annotation, biological process: phospholipid metabolic process. Gene Ontology annotation, molecular function: phosphatidate phosphatase activity.